This is a messenger RNA of Vespa crabro (European hornet), 1077 nucleotides long. RefSeq names its product estradiol 17-beta-dehydrogenase 8-like. Gene Ontology annotation, molecular function: oxidoreductase activity, acting on the CH-OH group of donors, NAD or NADP as acceptor. The coding region runs from base 237 to 986 and encodes 249 amino acids. The record is from RefSeq and is a predicted model, not a curated record. NCBI's taxonomy places the organism in Eukaryota, Metazoa, Arthropoda, Insecta, Hymenoptera, Vespidae. The transcript has 4 exons.
AAAGAUAGUGAAAAUUAUUCUCUAUCCAUCAAAUCGAAUAUUUAGAAAAUGACAAAUUUAGAUUUAUUAUUAUUUUUAUCUUAUGCGCAGAAAUACGCCCAUUGCAAUGCAAUAUAAUACACGUAUGUUUUUAUAUGUCUACUCUCGUAACUCUAAAGUCCAAGGUCAUCGUCCGAUACCGUAUUUCGUAUUAAACCUGUACAUUCCAUUUAUUGUUGAUAACACAGCCAAAAAAAAUGUCGAACAUUGUUGCUGGAAAACUCGCCUUUGUUACUGGAGCUGGAAGUGGUAUAGGUAGAGAAACAUGUCGAAUAUUAGCUCAAGAAGGUGCAAAAGUUAUCGCUGUCGAUCAAAACAUUAAAGCGGCUGAAGAAACAAUAAAUAUCAUAAAUGGAACUGAUCAUGUUGCAUUAAAUGUAAAUGUUACUAAUCCAAAUAGUAUAGAACAAGUCUUUAAACAUAUUGUAAAUGAAUUCUCAACUUCACCCACGAUUAUUGUUAAUUCAGCAGGAAUUACAAGAGAUAAUUUUUUGUUAAAACUCAGUGAAACUGAUUUUGACAAUGUCAUGAAUGUUAAUUUAAAGGGUACAUUUCUUGUUAUGCAAAGUGCAGUAAAAGCUAUGAUAGAGAGUGGUACAACGGAAGGAAGUUCUAUUAUUAAUGUUAGUUCUAUUAUCGGUAAACUUGGAAACAUAGGACAGGGUAAUUACAGUGCCUCAAAAGCUGGAGUUGAAGCACUAACUAAAACGGCCUCUAUGGAAUUUGGAAAAUUAGGAAUACGCGUUAAUGCGGUCUUGCCAGGAUUUAUAGAUACUCCAAUGACUGCUAUAGUUCCUGAUAAUGUAAAAAAUAUAUUUAUUAAAAGAAUACCUUUUGAGAGAAUGGGUAAACCAAAUGAAGUUGCAGAAGUCAUUGCAUUUUUAGCUUCAAAUAAGAGUUCCUAUGUUAAUGGUGCUUCUAUUGAAGUUACAGGAGGACUGCAUUAAGUUGUAUAUACUUAAUUUACAUAUUUUGUAUUUUUUUUCUACAGUUUUCAUAUUAUGUAAAUAUGUAUAAAUGAAAGGGUUUUUAAAAUGA